Molecule: messenger RNA, 990 nt
Organism: Myxozyma melibiosi
Lineage: Eukaryota; Fungi; Ascomycota; Lipomycetes; Lipomycetales; Lipomycetaceae
Product: putative nicotinamide N-methyltransferase
Exons: 2
Coding region: 196-981 (261 amino acids)
Molecular function (GO): protein-lysine N-methyltransferase activity
Source: RefSeq, a predicted model, not a curated record
GACAUGAUCUGGCAUCUCCUAUAUCAAUCCCCAUUAUAAUACACACCAUCAAAUCUCUCUCCUCGUACCUAAACUGGCACCACUUCCCCUGAGCACUACCAAAACCCUAAAAAGUUUUCAACCUCCUCGAACGACGAUAGUCUCUGAUUUCAAUAUCGCGGCUUGUAAACAGUCAAAAAGACAAAAGAAACAGAAAUGAGCGACGACGAGAUUGCGCUUGGAGACGAGACCUCGCUGUUUGAAGAGCCCGAGGAUUAUUACAAGAAACCUGAGCCGCCGUCGUUUGAUACUUAUGAACGGAAACCCGAAUUCGUCACAGAUGGCCAACCCUCAAAAAUAAACCUCAGACUGGUAGGCAAAUCCCCUCUCUGGGGCCACCUCCUCUGGAACGCCUCAAAAGUGACCGCAAACUACCUCGACAAACACGCGUCCGCCCUCCUCACAAACAAAACCGUCCUCGAGCUCGGCGCCGGCGCUGCCCUCCCCUCAUUCAUCGCCGGCAUCCACAACGCCAGCCGCGUCGUCAUCACCGACUACCCUGAGGUUGAGCUCAUCCAAAAUAUCGAAUACAACGUCGCCCACGUCGACGGCAUCGACAAAGACACGUUCACCGUCGCCGGAUAUGUCUGGGGCAACGACGAGACUCCGCUGAAAGAAUACCUCGGCCAAGACAAGGCCAGCGACGGCUUCGAUCUCGUCAUCCUCUCCGACGUCGUCUUCAACCACUCCGAACACGCAAAACUACUAAAAACAUGCUGGAACACCCUCUCGCGCUCAAACAAGGACGCAAAGAUCUUUGUCGUCUUCACACCCCAUCGCGCUCGCCUCGUCCAUCGCGACUUUCAGUUCUUUACCGAUGCCGAGGCAAUGGGCUUUAAAGUUGAGAAGCUUUUCGAAGAAAAGUGGUGGCCGAUGUUUGUCGAGGAUGAUGCUUCUAAAGAUAUCCGUAGCAUGGUCUAUGGUUAUUUCUUAAGUUUUUAAUGUCAAUUU